AUGGUUCAGUCUCCGAUGCUGUCAUGUCCGUUGAAGCAGACCAACGAGAUCGAUUGGAUCCGGCCUCUCAAGGAUUAUAUUAGACAGAGUUACGGGGAAGAUCCGGAACGAUACAAUCAAGAAUGCGCGACACUCAACCGCCUGCGACAGGACAUGAGGGGUGCUGGAAAGGACAGCGCGACGGGCCGCGACCUUCUAUACCGGUAUUAUGGGCAGCUUGAGCUUUUGGACUUGAGAUUUCCCGUCGAUGAGAAUCACAUCAAGAUCUCCUUUACAUGGUAUGAUGCUUUUACCCACAAACCGACCUCUCAGUACUCGUUGGCCUACGAAAAGGCGUCGAUUAUCUUUAAUAUCUCCGCCGUCCUCUCAUGCCAUGCAGCGAACCAGAACCGCGCAGAAGAGAGCGGGUUGAAAACCGCAUACCAUUCCUUCCAGGCAUCAGCAGGGAUGUUCACGUACAUCAACGAGAACUUCCUACACGCCCCUUCGACCGACCUUAACCGGGAGACAGUCAAGACAUUGAUCAACAUUACACUUGCUCAGGCGCAGGAGGUCUUCCUCGAGAAACAAGUGGCGGACCAAAAGAAAGCUGGGUUUCUCGCCAAGUUGGCCAGCCAAGCGGCUUAUCUUUACUCGCAGGCCGCUGAAGGGAUUCAGGAGUAUGCCAAGGGCGUCUUUGACAAGUCGUGGAAUAUCGUUGUGCAAGCGAAAGCGGCUCACAUGACGUCGGUAGCAUCGUAUUAUCAAGCUUUGGCGGACAGUGAGAGCAACUCCCACGGGGUUGCUAUCGCUAGGCUGCAGCUGGCUGACAAAAACUCGACUGCAGCAAUGGGAUGGGCCAAGUCGUUCCCGACGUCGGUCGCGCCCGACUCGAACCUUACUUCCGAGUCGGGGGCCAAUCUCAUUGACACCAUCAAAUACCACCAGGCGAAUGUGCAGGCCAAAUUGGUCACCUUUGUGAAGGACAACGACUUCAUCUACCAUCAGCCCGUUCCCAACGAAGCUGGCUUGUCCGCUGUUGCCAAGCUGCCGGCAGCGAAGGCCAUCCCCGUGAGUGAACUUUACCAGGGACAAGACAUUCAACGUAUCAUCGGACCAGAUAUAUUCCAGAAGCUCGUUCCCAUGUCAGUGACGGAGACAGCCAGUCUCUAUGACGAAGAAAAGGCCAAGUUGAUACGUGCGGAAACAGAAAAGGUCGAGACAGCGGACAGCGAGAUGGCUGCCAGUCUGGACUACUUGAAGCUCCCGGGAAGUCUCAAUAUCCUCAAAGGGGGCAUGGACCAAGAAAUGACGGUCGACGACGAGUUCCGACAAUGGUGCCAGGAACUAGCGGGCCAUCAAUCGUUCGCUAAGGCGUUUGACACCCUUCAGGACCGAAAAGGCGAGAUACUCUCACAAUUGGAGCAAUGCUCAAAACAACUCGACCUAGAGGAAAGCGUAUGCGAAAAAAUGCGAUCGAAGUACGGAGCAGACUGGAGUCAGCAGCCCAGUGCCAGGCUCAAUACUACACUGCGCAGCGACAUUCGGACGUAUCGGGACACCAUCAACGAGGCCAGUGCCAGCGACUCGCAGCUUCUAGCCACCCUCAGACAGUACGAGACGGAUUUCGACGAAAUGCGCUCUGCUGGCGAAACAAACGAGGCCGAUGUCUUGUUCCAGCGCGCAAUGAUCAAGGCCGGAUCGAAGCACGGAAAGGGCAAAAAUGGAGUCGGCAGUCCAUAUGCAUCUACGCAGGAGGGGAGCCUGCUAGAUGACGUUUACGAUGAGGGAAGCCUUUCGGUGGCAGAACAAAUCGCCAGGGUGGAAUCCAUUCUGAAGAAGCUGAACCUAGUGAAGCGGGAACGGUCUCAGGUGUUGAAAGACUUGAAAGAAAAGGUUCAUAAUGACGAUAUUUCCAAUGUCCUGAUCUUGAACAAAAAGUCGAUUGCUGGACAAGAAAGUCAGCUUUUUGAGACCGAGUUGGAGAAGUUUCGUCCACACCAGAACCGAUUGCUCCAAGCCAAUCACAAACAGGCCGCAUUAAUGAAGGAACUCACCAAGGUUUACGGGGACUUGCUUCAGGAUAAGCGCGUACGGUCUGAACAAUCGAAAUAUGAAACCAUCACCCGCCAACGGAACACCGUGAUGGCCCGGUACAAGAAGAUAUACGAUGCCUUCAAUGGUCUGCUCUCCGGAAUCGUGCAAGCGCAGACCUUCUACAAGGAAAUGGGUGAAACAGUGGAGAGUCUGAAGAAGAAUGUUGAAACCUUUAUCAACAACCGACGCUCCGAAGGAGCUCAACUCCUCGGGCAGAUCGAGCGGGAGAAGGCGAGCACUGCAACUGACCAAGAGGACCGGGAACGAGAGAAGCUGCGGCAGCUCAUGGAGCGCCUGUCGACCGAGCCAAAACCUACAUCUACUCCCUCACCAUCGAUGGCCCCUUCAAAGGCCAAAUCCCCUCCACCACCCGUAAAGGCACCCGGGUACCCGGGUCCGGGCAUUGCCUCUCCUCAGAUGUCACCACACUUUGCGCCUGGUGUUGCUGGCCAACAGCAUGGCAUUCCUCUCUCCCAUUCUCCCGCACCUUAUGGUCAAUAUGCCGCUCCUCCAGGCGGCGUCUCUUACAUGCAGGGGCAGCCGUUCCAACAAGGCGCUGCGGCACCGCUAUCAGAGGGCUACAACCCGAUGGCAUAUCCAGUGCCCGCUUCGAUCUCCCCUCCCCCAAGUCAGCAAUACUAUUCGUCCACACCCGCUCCCUACAGCGGAUACUCGAAUCCAGCACCGCCAACCGCUCCGUCACAGUUCAUGCCACAAGGUUACGUACCCCCUCCACCGCCGCCGCGGCCGCAGCAACCAUCCUACCCACCUUCUACAGGCCCAUACCCGUCCGGUCCCGGAGGAUACGCACAAAGCAGGCCAUACGGGACGAGCCAGCAUCACAAGGCGCCGUCGCAGUCUCAGUCAUCCUCCUCAACCGACCCAUGGGCGGGCCUCAACGCGUGGAAGUGA
Messenger RNA from Aspergillus lentulus, 2988 nucleotides. The record is from RefSeq and is a predicted model, not a curated record. NCBI's taxonomy places the organism in Eukaryota, Fungi, Ascomycota, Eurotiomycetes, Eurotiales, Aspergillaceae.